Messenger RNA from Effrenium voratum, 2257 nucleotides. Lineage: Eukaryota; Dinophyceae; Suessiales; Symbiodiniaceae. The record is from the annotation of a GenBank genome assembly.
UCCCAUCCCAAGGCAGAACUUGCAGGGACCGUGUUUUCACAGAGCUGGCUGCAAAGUGUUUGUCAGGUUGCGUGCAUGGUGCCAUGGUUUAGGCUCAAAUAAGCCCACAGGUCUCAUGUGGAAGCAGCGCGUCAUAUGUUUGCCUUGUUGCUUUUUGGUCAGCUGUCAUGCCGCCCAACUGGAUCAGAUUCCGCCAUAUGGUGAAGCCGCACCCGGGCAAGCGAAUUCAGGCUGCGGCACGGAAACAGACUUUACCAUGAUGCUUAUUCGAUCUCGGGCUUACUAUCGCACUGGGUUGUUUGAGCUCUCGGAUUCCGAACGAGUUUCCAGGAUAUUGGAACAUAGAGAUGUGAUCAAAGAUAUUUGCACUGUCGCGCUGUUGCAAGCGAUUCUUUUGAAGCUGGAAGAGAACUUGAUUUACCAAGCGGAUGCCUUUGAGAGUCUCAUGUCGCAGUAUGCCCUAUACUUGCACGAGGCCAUCAGGCAGGGGCGAAUCCGACAGGAAGACAUGGAGGUAUGGCCUUUGGAUGAAGGCAUUCAGCGCGUGCGCAAUAUCAGCCAGGCCCUUUCAGAGAAGAGACCAUUGUCAACUGCCAUGGUAAUGAACUACUGCCAGGUGACUGAUCGCUUUGGUGCGAGCCACGAGUUAGAUUGGCUGGCGGAGCCUUUCUUUGCGGAGGCGGCCGAGGGAGGCCUUCUGGCAGAGACGGAUUUGUAUAUCUACCAAGUGGAUUGGCCCUGGUGCAAGCCUUUGCAGGAAGGGAUCCUGCGCAAGCUCCGCCGAGUUGUGCGAAGGUUGCACGUGGUGCCGUAUGCAGGGGGACCUCGCCGGGAAGAGCAGACCGCCUAUUUCAAGUACAUCUCGGACCACUGGGACAACCUGCCGGAUUUCACGAUUUUUGUUCAUCCAGAUGCUGACGAGCAUCAGGGCGCUGCAUUCUUGGCCUUGAGGCGCGCAUUGAGUCUGAUCAACACGCAGUCCCAAUUUGCCUACGACGCCCUGGGAUACUAUCCCCUUGCCCAGCAAAUGGUGGUCGAGCCUCGGCGCACCUGGGGGCCAGGCUUUGCACCCAAGUGGCGGCGCUUUUGGCGCCGAGUCUUCGGACAUCCGUGGGACAUCUUGGGCCACAAGCCGCCUCGUUGCAAGUGGGAGAGGCACGCGGGGCAUUACUUGGCGGCGCAUGCGGAAGCGGGUCAGCGGCAAACGCUACCUGCGGCCAAGGCGGCUUGUGCUCUUCUGGAGGAAGACUGCGCUGGUGUCACGUGCCUCACUCCCUUCGACCCGCUGGAGGCUGAUUCGGCACUUCCGCUGCCUCAGGACCGGUUUGGUCAGAGGUCUUGUACGGCCCGCGUGGGAGCGGAAGGUCUGAUCAGCUCUCCUGAGCCAAGCGAGGUGAGCUACCUGAAGACCUGUGCAGCAGAAGGUCAGUCCGCACACGCAGCAGACUUCACGGAAGACUCGGAGACCGGUGCGACGUAUCAGAAAGCGGAGGGCACCUUCCUCUUCGGCUACGCAGAAGAGGACGAAGUCAGCCGCGGAGAGGCCGACGCCCGAAGACGCUGCGAUGAGUUGGGGGACGCAUGCACUGGCUACACCUGCGCAGCAUCCAUCCAGGUGAGCCCCUCCACGACGAAAAAGGGAUACGCCGAGGCGCAGCAGGCGCAAUCUUGCACUGUCCGUUCCGGCCGGGAGCUCAUCCGCAGCCCAAGCAAUGAGCUCACCUAUCUCAAGGUGUCUCCUAGUGCAAUGCUGCACAGUGCCGUGGCACGAAAAGGAGACAAAGCCGAUGCCAGCGGCGAUUUUCAAUUCUACACCGGGUCUCAGUCCAUUGUCAGGAAGGACCGCUUACAGUGGUGGCCAUUGGAGGAGAUCCAGACAUUUGCAGCAGAUGGAAUCUGGUGUUCGGACACCACCGGCCUGUUUGAGGCUGUGUGGCACCGAAUGUUCGGCGAGCCUCUAUCACAGCAUCCUCGCGGGCAUGAUCCCGCACUGCCGCUCUACUUGAAAUGGGAGGUCCCGACCUUCUUCUCCUACGGAGAUGAGGGAGUGAUAUGAACCGUGUCACACUUCCAGGUGGUCGGUCAGGAUCGACGAUGAUGCAAGCUCCGAGAUCGGCAUUGAGUGUGCAGUGCGGACCGCGCUUCGCACAGAUGCGAAGCGCUUGAAGAUCCCCCGAGAUCGCGGCCGGAGGGCUCUCGGCUGACGCUCGCCGAGGCAUUGCAGGCGACCCACAGGAGUUUUGACCGUGAAUCGGAA